Solanum lycopersicum (tomato) is the source of this 2048-nucleotide messenger RNA. Its product is annotated as protein TIC 56, chloroplastic. Gene Ontology annotation, cellular component: chloroplast inner membrane. NCBI's taxonomy places the organism in Eukaryota, Viridiplantae, Streptophyta, Magnoliopsida, Solanales, Solanaceae. Gene Ontology annotation, biological process: protein import into chloroplast stroma. The record is from RefSeq and is a predicted model, not a curated record.
GCUUUACAACUUUCAAUAGGCAAAGAUACAUUGCCGGCCACAUCUCCCUCGUCUUCUUCAUCUUCUCAGUCACUCCGCACAGCUUCAUCUUUUUCAAAUACUCUGUUUCUCCAUAUCCAUCUAAAACCUCAAACCCGAUAAACCUUAAACUUCAUAUUAAUACAGCAAGUUUCCAUUUAUUCAUUCAUGGCGUCAUUCAAUUUCAAUCCAUUCAACAAUAACUGGUUCAACAAACCUUCAACACCAUUUCAACCAAUGAAUCUUCUAUCCCACUUUGAUUCCCUAAAAUCCCGUCAACAUUCUCCACCUUUUGCAGCUAUUUCAAAUCCAUUUUCAAGAAAACCCAAAUCAGCUCCUGAAAAACCAGGUCAUUACCGGAAAAUGCUGGACCAGUUCUAUUGGGAGUGUGAGACCCGACCCGACUUUAGACAUUCUCCAGAAGUUGAGCGGAUUAUGAAUGAGGAUCCCUUUAUUGAGAAAAAGGAGAACCCAACUAAGGAAGAGAUUGAGGAGAAUGAGAAGUGGUUCGCUGAGUUUCGGGAAAACCCAGUAUUUCAGUUCUUGCUCCAAGCUGAAGAAAUUGCUGAUAAAAUCAAUGAGCUUGAGCUUCAAGAGAAUUCGACUCCAUAUAGAAAGGAAGAUAAGAAACUGUGGCAGGCAGUGCCAAAUGUCAUUGGAUUGGAUGGGAGGCCAAUGCCUAGAAAAGCGAUAAAGACAAAGAAGGAAUCAGAUGAUAAAUUUUGGGAUUUUGCAAGGCAGUUCUUUUUUGGGCUUUGGGGAUUUCGCCAGCGACCAUACCCACCCGGAAGGCCCAUUGAUGCUGCACAGGCUAUUGGGUACAAAAGGCUUGAAAAGCGAUAUCAUGAUUUCAUUAUGAAGAGCGGUGGGUGGUUCUACAAGGAUCGAUUAGGUCGUUCGAGGGGACCUAUGGAAUUAAUACAGCUUAAGACUGCUUGGGGUGCUGGAAUUAUUGAUAAGCACACCUUCAUUUGGGGUGAGGAUAUGGAUGAAUGGGCUCCCAUCGGAAUGGUAUAUGGUCUGGAAAAAGCAAUUGCCACUUGGGAAGUUAGACUAGGUGCUGCUGCUACUGCUCUCCUUCACAAACUACAAAAGGGUAUACCUCCUUGGGUUCCUCUCAGAGGACAUGAGCCAAAGACAUAUAAGCAGAUGCAAGAAGAAGCUUAUGAAAGUAGAAGGCGUGAUUUGGCUGUGCUAGAAGCAAAUGAUGGUGUCUGGCCUGGUGUAAGGAUUCCGAGUCAUACCAUGUUUCUUUGGGCUAGUGGCUCAGAGCUGACAUCAAUUUUGGAGGCUGACCACAUGCCAAACAAAUAUAUCCCAAAAGAUCUCAGGAAAGAACUAGAGAAGGUUAUUCCUGGAUUGAGGCCAUGGGAGGUUCUAAGUGUUGAACAAGCCAUGGAUCAAAUAACAUAUGGUGGUGAAUGGUACCGCGAGCCUCUUGGUUCAUACACAACAGGCCCUCCAUAUAUCGCUGAAUGGAAUAAGGAUGUCAUUCGAUUGUUUCAAAUAUUCCACGACCUCAGUGUACGAGUGUACAACAAGCUGAACAGGACAGUUCCCGGUUUUGGUACAGUAAUGGAGAAAGUUCAAAUUGAUUCAGCUGCCAGAGAAACCAGAAGGAUGCAGAAGAGGGCUGCAAAAAAGAUGGCCGAGGAGGAAAUUGCAUUGUUUGGCAGAACUCGAAAUGAUGAUGAGUAACAUUCCUGGUUCAUCUCAACUAAUUUGGAACUCAAAGAAGUCUUUUUCUGUAAAUCAAAAUUCAGAUGUCUCUGUAUAUUGAAUGCCUUAAUAUGGUAAGGAGCUGAUGCAAUUUAGGACCUGCUAGAUUUGGCAUUUAACAGACUUCUGCUGUGUUAUAAGUUAGUUCUUUUUGUAGGUUACAAAUAGCAACACUAGCUUUCCUUUAUUGGGUUCACUUAUUUUAAAGCAUAUUGUAUUAUUAAUGAUUAUUGUUUCCAGGUUUUAUCAAUUGCUAGAGUAAGUGGAGGAUGUAUCUAACAUCAAUUUAAGGAAAAGAUUCCCUUGUUCUA